Messenger RNA from Colletotrichum paranaense, 3405 nucleotides. RefSeq lists its product as uncharacterized. NCBI's taxonomy places the organism in Eukaryota, Fungi, Ascomycota, Sordariomycetes, Glomerellales, Glomerellaceae. Gene Ontology annotation, biological process: regulation of transcription by RNA polymerase II; DNA-templated transcription. The coding region runs from base 1 to 3405 and encodes 1134 amino acids. Gene Ontology annotation, cellular component: chromatin. The record is from RefSeq and is a predicted model, not a curated record. Gene Ontology annotation, molecular function: RNA polymerase II cis-regulatory region sequence-specific DNA binding; zinc ion binding; DNA-binding transcription factor activity, RNA polymerase II-specific. The transcript is spliced from 8 exons.
AUGGCGUCCAACUCUCAGAUUCAGAAAGCAACACAACCUUGGUGGGAUGACGGAAGCGAGAAGCACUUCGUGCCCCUGGCCCCCGCCGUUCCUAUAGACCCGAGCGUCAAUACCUGGUCCCGCUUCGGUCCAACCUUUGAAGCCUACGAAUACUCGGGCUGGAUCGACGAGAGCGUCUCCUGGAAGACGGACUGCUAUAUUGGCGACUGGUCGCCGCUGCUCAAAGCUCGCGUCACCGGCCCGGAAGCGCAAGCCUUUUUCGAAUACAUCUCGACCAACCGCUGGCCCAACUUCAAGCCUGGACAAGCGAAGCAUGCCAUCUUCUGUCAAGAUAAUGGGUCCGUCGUUGGCGAGGGUCUGGUUUUGAUGCUCGGAAAGGAUGAUUUCCUGUUCACUAGCGGUCCCGGGACGGUUUGGCUUGUGUACCAAUUCCAACAGGGCAGAAAGAAGUUUGAUGCCACUCUGCAACUGGUCACUGAUGACUGGUUCCUUCUUCAAAUUCAAGGUCCUCGGAGUGUCCAGCUGCUGGAUGAGGUGACGGACAAGGGUGUCCGGGAUAUCAAGUUUAUGCAUUACAAGGAGCUCUCGAUCGAUGGAAGCAAGUUCCUUUGUCUGAGACAAGGUGUAUCCGGCGAACUCGGUUUUGAGCUUUGGGGGUCAACGAAGGAUGCCAAAAAGAUUUACGGUUCUAUCGUAGACGCUGGCAAGAAGCACAAUAUCCGGCAACUGGGUGCUCGCGCAAAGAUGGUGAAUCACGUUGAAGCCGCGUUUGCGACUCCGGCCGCAGACUUCAUUCCGGCUGUACACGCGCCCGCAGACGACCAGGAACUUCUCCAGUUCCGACAAUUCGCGCGAGAUAUCGGCUUCGACUUUGACCACUAUCUCUCCAAGGCCAGCGGUAGUCACGGCGCAGACCCUAUUUCCUACCACUUCACGCCAUUCGACCUGAACUGGGGCUGGCUCAUCAACUUUGACCACGACUUCAUCGGGCGCGACGCUCUUCUCAAGCUCAAAGACAGCCCACCGAACCAGCUAGUGACGCUGAUUUGGAACGCGGAAGAUGUGACUGACGUUUUUGCGUCCCUCUUUCGGCCGGAGCCCUUUGAGUAUAUGGAAAUGCCUCGCAGCCUGCUUGGCAAUGUUGUUGGCAGUACUGUUCUGCACGAAGGCAUGACGAUCGGGUGCGCUGUUUCUCGGUGCUACAGCUACUGGUUCAAGGAGAUGGUGUCACUGGGGAUUGUUGCCAAGGAGCAUGCUGCUCCAGGGACAGUUGUUGAGGUGAAAUGGGGAUCUGAAGGAUCUCCCGUGAAAAUCAUCAGGGCGACAGUGCAGGUUGCGCCGUACAAGGAGGACAAGAGACGACACUCAAUUCAGAAUUUGCAGGGCCACACAGGACCAUCAAAUCAGAUGUCAUCUGAAGGCAGCCUACCUUCGGUAAAUGUCGACGGGCCAGAUGUAUUAGGGGAUAAUCCUCACUUUGGUUAUGACAUCAUGUCCGAAGUCGAGAGUUUUGACUUCAGCGAUAUUUCGCUCGAGUUCUUCGAUCCAUUCUUAGGUAGAACCUUUGAUCAUUUCGCCUUUCCAGUACUCGAGGAUGUUCCCGAGCAGCUCCAGCCACCAGUACCAAGUUUGCCUCAAAGCAAUCCUUCAGGCAACCAAAGCAAUCCUUCGGAUAGGGGAGAAGAAAUUCCAACGCUAUCGCAAGGACAUACAAUAAGCCAAAGCGCCCUUGGGCCUCGACGAAGGUGGUCACCACGGAUACUCAAGUCAACGACGGCGAAGAACCACAAAGUCGUUUUCACAGAAGAGAUGAGAGCUCACUGCUUGGCUGAUAUAGAGUUACACCUCACCAAAGCCCAGCUUGGGGACUUUCAAUUACCACCCGUUACAUGCUUGCAGCAAUACUUCAAUUCCUACGUGGAUGCCUUCCACAUACACUUUCCCUUCCUACACCUGCAGACUCUGGAAUUAGAGAAGGUUCCUAGUCCACUAGUCCUAGGAAUAUGCGCCAUAGGUGCCCUCCACAGACUUCAGAGAAAGAUGGCCUCAUCGCUCUAUCUUACAGCCGAACGUGUCCUCGCGAGCAUAGACUUUGAGCGACUCCAGGCUAUCCCAGAACUAUUGGAUGACUGGGCGAGACCUCGAGACUCACCGCCAUCAAACCAGGGGCCGCUGGUACUGGCCCAGACGCGGUUCAUUCUCGUCUUCUUCGCAUCUUUCAGCAGUGAGCCGCAGUUGAUACGUCAGGCUCUCGUCGGCUGUGGCCAUCUAUCAGCAGAUUUUCGGUCAAGAAUGGCCCGCGCAAAGCCUGGUUCAAUGAACUUGAACCUCUCUGAGUGGCAUUCUUGGGUCGAACAUGAGUCAAUAAAGCGUCUCAUGUGCUGCUGUAUGGUUCUCGGUAACCUUCUCGUCAUAGCCUACGGUAUCGUGCCAGGCUUCGCAGCGCUAGAGGAGUGCAACAUUGAAAUGCCCGCUGAAGAUGAGCUAUGGGAUGCCACGAGUGCUUCUGAAUGGAGGUCGUCUCUGCAAGAACGACUGCCUUCUUCGCCCCUAGGUCUUCGUCAAGCAACAGCUUGGAUAUUUGGUAACAGCGCACAGGAAGAAAGACUAGAUGCAAGCUGGACGUGGUCGCCGUUCGCAGCAUCAAUCGUAAUGCACCAAGUUGCCAUCGUCGUUUGGUUCUUCGCCCACGGGAAAGAGGCCUGCUACGGAACGACGCAAAGCUAUCGAGAAAGCCACCAGUCUGACGCCAAGAGGAUAGAGUCUGCUCUAUCGAGGUGCAGAGAUCUGCUAACCGAGACACGCGAUGGCAACGACGGCACGUGGACUGAAGCUGACGGUCCAUUGUUGUUUAACGCAUUUGCCGUUUUGCGUGUUUCGUACGGCCGAGCGUUCAUCAACUUCCAAUCGUUAGAUCGCUCGCUACUCUUUCAGGAGAGUAGCCAGGAUAUGCUAAUCAUCUUGCAACGCUACUUUGACGCUGCUCAAGAGCGGGAUGGUUACAUGACCAUGGCUGUCGACUGUGCUCUGGAAGGCUUUGCGAUACCCAUUCGAGCCGGAGUCUUGCUCACGCAAAAGACGGCGGCGUUGAAGUGGAGUGUUGAACAUGCUUUGGCAGGAUGGGAUGCCGCCCUUCUAGUGACGAAGUGGGUUCAUACGGUCGAAUGUCUGCAGUCUACGAGUGGAAAGACUACGCCAGAAGAAACAAAGGUCCUCGAUAACGUUCGGCAUCUUCUCAGCCAGAUUGACGUUGAUAGUUCUCCAUCUUGUUCUCUCGCUGCGGAUCUUGCUCGUGUCUGGGCUGGACUAUAUGACGAUACUUGGGUUUGGGGUGUCGCACCACGUAUGAGCUGGGUUCUCCGCGAGCUUGCCAAGUUGUAUGAGCAGGACGCUUCGGGUAUCUAG